UCAUUCUUUAGACAUAAAAAAGAAAAUCAAAAUGGCACAAACGCACUUCCUACUUCUUCUCUUUGUUACUAUCAUCUCCUUCACUACAACACAAUCUCAAGAAAGAUCACCUCAUGGCCUUGUUUACGAGAACCCAAUGGCAUUCUCACCAUCUGCCUACAAUUUCUUCCACCCAAAAGCAAACCCACCAACGAUUCAAAACCCAUGUGAUGAAACCAGUUGUGCACCAUUGCCCAUGGCUGCAACUGUUCAAUCGAGCUUAGCACAAGAAAGUGCAUCAAGAAAUGUGAAAAGUGGAAGCAAAAUUGGUGCUGGAGGUGUUGCUGCUUUGAUAUUUGGGUUUAUAUUUAUGGUUCUUGUAGCUAUGGGUGCUUAUUUUGUGGUUACAAACCGUAGAACCAAAAUGGGUCGAAACAAUAUGGUUUUACCAUCGGUUUGAUGUGGCGUUUAAUUUAUUAGAUUCUUCUCUUUUAGUUUACUUUUGAAAUUUGGAGUACGAGAAUAUGAGAUGUAACAUUCUUAUUGGUAAUUAAUGCAUGUGAUUUUGUAUUACAAUA
Lactuca sativa (garden lettuce) is the source of this 557-nucleotide messenger RNA. RefSeq lists its product as uncharacterized. The record is from RefSeq and is a predicted model, not a curated record. NCBI's taxonomy places the organism in Eukaryota, Viridiplantae, Streptophyta, Magnoliopsida, Asterales, Asteraceae.